Drosophila eugracilis is the source of this 979-nucleotide messenger RNA. RefSeq lists its product as uncharacterized. NCBI's taxonomy places the organism in Eukaryota, Metazoa, Arthropoda, Insecta, Diptera, Drosophilidae. The coding region runs from base 213 to 845 and encodes 210 amino acids. The record is from RefSeq and is a predicted model, not a curated record. The transcript is spliced from 2 exons.
UUCACUUUCCCAGUUAGUUUAGCAACUCCAAAAUCUCUAGCCAUGAAAAUUGUAUCUGUUUGACAAAAACACAAAAAAAAACAACGAAACAACAACAACAACAGCAUAGCAGCACAGUUCACAGGUAUAACCCACUACCAACCACAAAAUACAAACACGGAGCAUAUCUAGCUGGGAUAAUCCUAGCACAUAGCCAUACAAAAACUCCGAAAAUGGGUGCCCAGUUGUCCGGUGAAAAGCGUGCCGAGGCUGGCGGGACCAAAGAGGAAGAAAGGGCAGAAGGCGGGACUGGAGUACAGCAGGAGGAUUUCAUGGCCAAGAAGGCGGAUGAGACGGUAAAGUUGGAAAAUUCGGAUAAGGAGUUGCCCAGAGAGGAAGAGGAUGGAGAGUUCUAUAGCAGUGAUGAGCUACUCGACCAAGAGCAGGAAUAUAUAGAACCAGUGUUUGGCGAAACACUAAAGCUAAUGGGGCAUCGAUCGGGAUAUAUAACCACUGACAUACAGAGGAUGCCAACAGAGGCCAUCUACGCAGAGUUCGAGCGUCUGAUGCAGAACGUAGAGAGCCAUUUGAAGGAAGUGGUGGAUCCACCUUGUGCUGAUAUGGCAGCCAGACUGCAGACUUGCCUCCAGAACAAUAAUCAGCGUUCGUGUAACUGUUUCUCAGCAAUGGAACAGUAUCGUAACUGCAUUGUUUUGGCCACUCAAAGGAGAGUAGAUGACUUGGCCGAAAGGGAUCCACCGAUGAUGCCGUAUGUUCAGCCUCAACCAAUGCCAGGUCCUGCUAUACCGCCCCAGAAACCGCCAUCGAAUCGCAGGUGGUGGAAGUUCUGGACCUGGUUUCGUUAGCCAAGAUGAUGCAGUUGGCCUCAAUCCUCCUCCUCAUUCGUUGUCGGUUUUUCUCAAAUUUCCUGGUGAAGAUUUUCCUGGCCAACCAUAUUUAAGAAAUUGCUUUAUUAAUUAAAAGCAAAGACUUGAAUCCA